AUGUCUGCCGCCACACCCACUGUUGACGGCCUUGCAGUACAGGACUUGACCAACCUGGAUGUCACCAAACUCACACCUCUAUCUCCGGAGGUUAUCUCACGUCAAGCUACCAUCAACGUUGGUACCAUUGGUCAUGUCGCUCACGGCAAGUCUACGGUUGUUCGAGGUCUAUCGGGAGUUAUGACUAUUCGAUUCAAACAGGAGAAGGAGCGUAAUAUCACCAUCAAGCUUGGAUACGCCAACGCUAAGAUAUACAAGUGCCAGAAUCCGGACUGUCCUAGCCCUGGUUGUUACACUUCCCAUGGGUCUGCCUAUCCUGAUCGCUACACUGAUGAGCACGGUGAAUGGGUGGUCGUCCGUCACGUAUCUUUCGUCGAUUGCCCUGGUCAUGAUAUCCUCAUGGCUACCAUGCUCAAUGGCGCUGCAGUCAUGGACGCCGCUAUGCUACUUAUUGCUGCCAACGAGAAGUGCCCUCAACCACAGACCUCGGAGCAUCUGGCUGCGGUCGAGAUCAUGCGACUGCGACACUUGAUCAUACUGCAAAACAAGGUGGAAUUGGUUACCGAGGCUGAGGCUCAGCAGCAAUACGCGGAUAUCCGGAACUUCGUCAAGGGUACUGUGGCCGACUCUGCGCCAGUCGUACCGAUUUCAGCCGUGCUUCGUUACAACCUGGACGUUGUAGCCGAGUACCUUUGCACUCAAAUUCCUGUUCCCGUUCGCGAUUUCACUUCCUCUCCCCAAAUGAUCAUUAUUCGAUCGUUCGACGUUAACAAGCCUGGACAAGAUGCUGAGGAACUCAUGGGAGGCGUUGCUGGUGGCAGUAUCCUCAACGGCGUUCUCAAGGUUGGUGACGAGAUCGAAAUCCGGCCGGGUGUUAUCAGCAAGGACGAUCAAGGCCAUGUUACCUGCCGUGCCAUCAAGACUAAGGUCAAGAGUCUCCAUGCUGAGAAUAACGAGCUGCAAUAUGCCGUUCCCGGAGGUCUUAUCGGCGUUGGUACACAAAUGGAUCCCACUCUCACUCGAGCGGAUCGCUUAGUUGGACACGUCCUCGGCUAUCCGGGCCAUCUUCCUGAUGUCUAUGAUCAGAUCGAGAUCAAGUAUCAUCUUCUCCGUCGCCUGCUCGGUGUGAAGCAAGACACUGAUGCUUCGAAGCAUGGCGAGGGCUAUAAGGGUCCCUCCAUUACGAAGCUGAAGAACAAGGAAAUUCUCAUGGUCAACAUAGGAAGCACUGCCGCUGGUGGACAGAUUGUCGGCACUAAGACUGAAGGUUCGGUGGCGAAGGUCCAACUCGCUGUACCCGUCUGCGCGAAUGUUGGUGACAAGCUGGCCCUGAGCCGACGUAUCGACAAGCAUUGGCGUCUCAUUGGCUAUGGCGAAAUUGUGAAGGGCAAGAUGGUAUCCGGCAAGACCGCUUAGAAAUGGUGAACGAUAAUCGAAGCGUAACCGCGAGUUUCUCCG
This is a messenger RNA of Perkinsus marinus ATCC 50983, 1458 nucleotides long. RefSeq names its product eukaryotic translation initiation factor 2 subunit gamma, putative. Gene Ontology annotation, molecular function: GTP binding; translation initiation factor activity; GTPase activity. Gene Ontology annotation, biological process: formation of translation preinitiation complex; positive regulation of translational fidelity. Bases 1 to 1416 code for a protein of 471 amino acids. The record is from RefSeq and is a predicted model, not a curated record. Gene Ontology annotation, cellular component: cytosol; eukaryotic translation initiation factor 2 complex. Lineage: Eukaryota; Perkinsozoa; Perkinsida; Perkinsidae. The transcript is spliced from 14 exons.